Macroventuria anomochaeta is the source of this 282-nucleotide messenger RNA. RefSeq lists its product as uncharacterized. Lineage: Eukaryota; Fungi; Ascomycota; Dothideomycetes; Pleosporales; Didymellaceae. The transcript is spliced from 2 exons. Bases 1 to 282 code for a protein of 93 amino acids. The record is from RefSeq and is a predicted model, not a curated record.
AUGCCAAAGUCACGCAGAGAAGCUGAGGCCGAGGUGCGCUCAUGGGGAUUCACUCACGUCUUCACAUGGACGGAUGGACCUAACGCGCACUAUCCGCCACACAAGCACAGCGGCAAGACAACACAUCUCAUCCUCGACGGCUCACUGACCAUGACAUAUCCCGACGACGCAGACGCGAGGAAGGAAACUCUUGGCGUAGGCGAACGAUGGGAUGUUGACGCGAAGAAAGUCCACGAGGUAUGGGUCGGUCCAUCAGGCUGUACAUACGUGAUUGGCGAGUGA